This is a messenger RNA of Dicentrarchus labrax (European seabass), 3105 nucleotides long. RefSeq names its product iroquois homeobox 6a (gene irx6a). NCBI's taxonomy places the organism in Eukaryota, Metazoa, Chordata, Actinopteri, Moronidae. Gene Ontology annotation, cellular component: nucleus. The coding region runs from base 987 to 2522 and encodes 511 amino acids. Gene Ontology annotation, biological process: regulation of transcription by RNA polymerase II; cell development; neuron differentiation. The record is from RefSeq and is a predicted model, not a curated record. The transcript is spliced from 7 exons. Gene Ontology annotation, molecular function: RNA polymerase II cis-regulatory region sequence-specific DNA binding; DNA-binding transcription factor activity, RNA polymerase II-specific.
UCUAUUGACCUGCCAAAAACCCCUCUAACCGUUCCUGCUGGGACUGCCCCUCUCUCUAAUAGAGAAAGAUAGAAACAUCAUCGUCAUUAACUCCGGGAUGGACCUCUGGCCAGAGAGCCAGAGGCGAACAGAGGUCGAGAUUAAAAAAGAAAAAGAAAAAAAGUCUUACAUCACCUUAUUCAGCCAGCUUUAAUUAUGAUAGAUAGAUUGUAAAUAAAAGAAAUAGUUUUAAACUACAGUCUUUUUAAACAGACAAUCUUCAGUCCUCUGUCUUUCUAGUUUACAUAUUUGAUUCCUAUUUGAGAGAAAAGAAAAAGUAAUCUCUUCUGCUGAAUGAGGACGUGUUUGUGAUAAACUCACAAGACUGUCGAAAAUAUCUUCACUGGUUGUUGUUUUUUUCUAGUUCAUUUAACUUCACAAAGGGUUUCCAUAUGUUUCUAUGCUGUAAGUCAAUCAUGAUGAACAAUAAUACAAUUUCCAGAGACUUUUAUCUCAGCAAAUCGGGUGAAAAAUUCUAUUACAAAAGCGGGACAAGACUGUGUACAGUGCACCUUAAGAAAAGCCUGCGUUAGACGUGAUUGGCAAAGACAUUAUUCUAUCCUUGGUACCCUGCCGUUCCGGGAUUACAGUGACGUCACGCUGUUACCCUUGCAUGGAUGAAUGCUAAAGAACUAUAGAGCCACAAAUAAUAGCACAAGCAGAGUCCAUAUCUUGCAAGUCUUACGUUAUCCUUUAAGCCUCCUUCAGCUAACACAACAACAAAUUUUUUUUUGCACUUAAUGACGCUUAAUUUCAUUUCUUAUCGGGUCCUUGGGGGGGAUUAUUCAUUCAUAUAAAACAAUCUGCAGCUGGUGCCAGCCUAAAGUCUCCCUCCUAUGAGUGAAGUCAUCUAUUAUUGAGCGAAAGGCCGUGCGUGGAAAUGUGUGUAAGACGGUGGAUUUGAAGUAGAAUUGGUUGCAAUCGAUCAAGGGUGAAGAAUAUUGCUGAUGGUAACAAAAGAAGCAGCUAUGUCUUUCUCGCAAUUUGGAUACCCUUACAAUGCAACUUCACAGUUUUUCGUGUCGGCAAACCCCAGUACGACUUGCUGCGAUUCGAUUUCCAGGUCGGUCUCUGACGGGACAGGCGGCUCCCAGACCGCCGCUGCCGCCGCCGCCGCCGCCGCCUCCUUCUGCUGCCCGUCCUACGAGAACCGGCUCCUGGCGAGCAGCCGGACGGAGCUGAACGCAGCGCUGGGGAUGUACAGCUCUCCAUACGCCGCAGCGGCCGCCGCCAGCCAGAACUACGCCAACUACUUCCCCUACAGCACCGACCCAUCCGCUAUCUACUCCACUCUGAAUCCACAGUAUGACAUUAAGGACAGCACAAGCACUUUACACUCUGGCAUCACUCAAACCGCUGCAUACUAUCCUUAUGACCAUUCACUGGGACAGUAUCAAUAUGACAGAUACGGGACAGUAGACUUUAAUGGCACGGCCCGAAGAAAGAACGCAACUCGUGAAACCACCAGCACCCUGAAAACAUGGUUGUAUGAGCACCGCAAGAACCCCUACCCCACCAAGGGAGAGAAGAUCAUGCUGGCCAUCAUCACCAAAAUGACCCUUACCCAAGUGUCCACCUGGUUCGCCAACGCCAGGAGGAGGCUAAAGAAGGAGAACAAGAUGACCUGGUCACCAAAGAAUAAGGCCAGUGAUGACAGGAAGGACGACCUUAGCAAGAGCGACCAAGACUGUGCCACCAAAGAUUCCAGUAAUUGCAAGGAGGAGAAGGAUCUGCAUCUAAGUGAUCUGGAGGACAUGGAUGAGGACGACUGUGACAAGCUGGACAGUGACUGUGAAAAAGUUGCUGCAGAUGAGCAAGACCUCCAGAGGGUCAUGGCAGUAUCCGGAGCCCCUCAGAAGAGAGAUUGCAGCUCCGAGCUGCACCUCAGUUUAACUAACAGCUUCCACGCGUUCCCCUGCGCCAUCAAAAGUGUCGCCACCCUCCCUCCUCUCCCAUCCGACUUCCUAGACCCUGUGGUGUCCAAGGGACCCUCCUCAACCAGCCUCACGGGGACAGUGUCUCUGUCUCACUUUGAAGCAUCAGAUAAGCCUCGGAUUUGGUCUCUGGCUCGUACGGCAGCUUCGGGGGUCAUACUGAGCCCUCAGCAGCAUGGCUCAGAGCUGAGGACAGGCAACUCAAGCGGGGACUGCCAGCUCCAGAGCACCAGGCUUACCGGGGCUCCUAGUGGACAGUGUGGGGGCAUGAGAGGCCUCCAUGAAUCUAGCAGUGUCACCAAUACAGAGAGCCCCUUCCCUGAGGGCUCAUCCUUGCACUCAAAAGUCUAUGGCACUGGCAGCUACAGUCACAAGGACCUCCAACUGCACUGUUCAUCUUAUGCUGCACUCCCAGACACGUGUCAGUACUCCACUAUUGAAGGAUUCUCUGCCGGCAAAGCAGAGACACAGCCAUCUGACCUCAGCGAAGCCUGUGGGACCGUGCAGGAUGACAAGGUCACUGCGUUCAGACCGGUGAUGAAGAGGUGAAGCAGAUUGCUGAAGGAAACUGAACCACAAUAAAUAAUGGGACAUUUAUUAUGCACUAAAGGACACACUGGCCUCAGUAUGACACAUGGGAGCUACCUGGCGCUGCAGCAGUGAGAGCUGUCAAACUGUGGACGUGGCUAUCAUUUUGCACAACUUUGUUUUUAUGGUGGUAAAGACUUUAUGCAAAAAUUCUAGAUGCAAAGGAGCAAGAAUGGCCAAAUGAAACGGCCACAAAUUUGUGUAUGGCAAUCGUGUAGUGUAGCAAACUUAUUUAUUUCUCUGUGUAUUUAUUAUUUGGUUAUGUUGUCUGUUGGUUUAUUAUUGAAUGUGUCCAUUGGUUCAAUUCGUAUGCCCCCCCCUUCUAAGUAUUUUGUUAAAUGUUGCGUUUUACUGUGGCUUUGUGUCAUUUUGCCUGAUGUAAAAGAGAAAAGCUUGUCGAGCAUAAAGUUGACUAUAAAAAGGACUGGAUUCCCCCCCCCCGUGUUGCGCGUGGACCUGAAGGGUUUUGUCAUUGUGUUCAAAUGUGAGCUUCUUCUGUGUUUUUGCCAUGACAUUUUUUUCUAAGAAUACAUUUUUUCCAAGA